AUGGGUAACUAUUUCAGUUCAAUGUUCGAUAAAUUAUGGGGCUCCAAUAAAGAAAUCCGUAUUCUUAUCUUAGGUUUAGAUGGUGCCGGUAAAACCACGAUUUUAUAUAGAUUACAAAUAGGUGAAGUUGUAACAACUAAGCCAACUAUUGGUUUCAAUGUUGAAACUUUAACAUAUAAAAAUUUAAAAUUAAAUGUAUGGGAUUUAGGUGGUCAAACAAGUAUUAGGCCUUACUGGCGUUGUUAUUAUACUGAUACAGCAGCAGUUAUAUUUGUUGUGGAUUCUACAGAUAAAGAUCGUAUGAGUACUGCUUCAAAAGAAUUACAUAUGAUGUUACAAGAAGAGGAGUUACAAGACUCUGCAUUACUAGUAUUUGCAAACAAGCAGGAUCAGCCAGGUGCCUUAACUGCAAGUGAAGUCUCAAAAGAAUUGAACUUAGUAGAAUUAAAGGAAAGAAGUUGGUCCAUUGUGGCAUCUAGCGCCAUUAAAGGUGAAGGUAUUACCGAAGGUUUGGAUUGGUUAAUUGAUGUUAUAAAGGAAGAGCAAUUAUAA
This is a messenger RNA of Henningerozyma blattae CBS 6284, 552 nucleotides long. It is a transcript of the gene ARL1, whose product is annotated as Arf family GTPase ARL1. Gene Ontology annotation, biological process: intracellular protein transport; vesicle-mediated transport. Gene Ontology annotation, molecular function: GTPase activity; GTP binding. Lineage: Eukaryota; Fungi; Ascomycota; Saccharomycetes; Saccharomycetales; Saccharomycetaceae. Bases 1 to 552 code for a protein of 183 amino acids. Gene Ontology annotation, cellular component: Golgi apparatus; cytoplasm. The record is from RefSeq and is a predicted model, not a curated record. The transcript has a single exon.